Molecule: messenger RNA, 408 nt
Organism: Aspergillus sclerotioniger CBS 115572
Lineage: Eukaryota; Fungi; Ascomycota; Eurotiomycetes; Eurotiales; Aspergillaceae
Exons: 2
Coding region: 78-386 (102 amino acids)
Source: RefSeq, a predicted model, not a curated record
CUUCAUCCCCACAACGCUAACCCCAUCCUAGCACCACCAAAAACAACGUCAACUCCGGCACUUGUUACACGAACGGAAUGAACGCCGGCUUUGGCUGCGGAGUCUUUGUCGAAGGGAAAAAGUGCCAAAUGACGGGCGCCGAACUCGCAGCACACUACGAUCACAUCAUGCAAUUCACCGGUGGUGGCUGCAAGAAGUGCGGCCAGGCGUUACUCUCGAAUGGUUGCAAGGUGACGGUCAACUACGUAGGCCAUUGUCAGAAUACCGACGGUAUUUUGAAUUUAGUGGGCGGGGAUGAUGAGUCGGAUGGGAUACCUGUGGGUUCUGGUUCUGGUUCUGGUUCUUCUUCAGCGUUGGCUGCUACGAGUCAUGGGUUGUUGACUUAGUUGGGUCUUGGUGAUUGUUUCG